GGAGAAGCUACACUUGCUGCUGAUUUACGGAAACUUGCCUCGCUGAUUCCUAAUGAUAAAGUUGAUCUUUUACCAAGUUGACGUUCAGGAAAAACCAGAUCAUCCCAUUUUAUUUGCCACCAUAAAUCGCCUAAAUCAACCUCGAAUUUGAUCUUCUUACUAACAAAAUGGGCGACCAAAGCGAUUAUUGCGAUGAUAACCAUUGAUACUCCAAUAAUUGGAAACACUGAAUGAUUAUAAUCGUGUUUAAUUGUGUUUAAUCGACGCUAGUAAUUGGCCAAUCGAAAGCACAUAUCAACAAGUACGGAAAGAAUGAUCAAAUAUCAACAAGUGAAACACUCGCCAUUGAUGUUAUUUUGGUGAUCCAAUUUUUCUUUGUGUUGUCUGACUCUUCACAAUUGAAAGUUUACUUUAUUGGAUACAAUUAUAGUUGAUCAGUCUUUCAAUCUUUGGUCCAUCAACUGUAGCUGCUAAUUAAGAGAUUAAUUAUCUGUGAUAUUCACAAGUCGGAUCUGUCAAGCAAAGAACUGGUCAAAGUUUAGUCAUGGUUAAAUUCAAAGCUGGAGAUGUAAUACAACAAGAUAAACCAUUUGUCCAUGUAUUGAACCUGUCCGAACGAGGUAAAAGAUGUGACCAUUGUUUUACUGCUAGCCCUAAGCUUCAGCGAUGCUCACGUUGUAAAGUCAAGUUUUAUUGCAGUAAAGCAUGCCAAGCAGAAGAUUGGUCGGCUGGUCAUAAAUUGGGUGAAUGUUUACUGUAUAUUGCUGAUAUUGACAAGUUUAAUGGUCGAUUGAUCAAUUUGGACACACCUCGAUUGCUUCUACGGUUAUCACUCAUACUAACCAAAAAACCUGAACAAGCAUUUAAAAGCUAUGCCACAAACCUUAAUGAUGGUUCACCGAGAACCUUCAACUCACUAAUGGAUCACAAAGAAAACCUUGAAAAAGAUGAAAAUCGAGUCACUAUUUACGAGGAAAUGUGUUACCUUUACGGAACAUUGAAUUGUUUCUUCGAUCCCGAUCAAAUUUUAUCUAGCUUUGGUAAGUUGUUGAUCAAUGGGUUUACAAUUUUGGACAAUACAUUCUCCGAGAUUGGUUAUGGUAUCUUCAUUGGAGCCUCACAAUUUGAUCAUAGCUGUAAACCGAACUGUGUUCCUGUGUUUGAUGGUACAACUCUAAGGAUUAGGGCAAUGACUGACAUUGACACCGAAGUCGAACCCAUACUAAUUACUUAUCUAGAUAUAACCCAACCAACGGAGAAAAGAAGAGAAAUUCUUUCUAACAAAUAUUAUUUCGAUUGUGAAUGUGCUAGAUGCAAAGAAGGUCCCAACAUAGAGCCUUGGUUUGAAGAAAAACUCACAAAUUUCAUCAGAUUAACUAGUGAAAGAAGAUGGAAAGAUGCUGAUGAACUGGGAAGAGAGUUAUUACCUGUCUUUGAAAGUUAUUUUCAAUAUCAUCAUCCAGAAUUAACCGUCCAUCUAAUGCAGUUAUUGCAAAUUCGGCGUAAUAUGGGUGCAAAGGUUUACAGUUUAUCUGAUAGAAUCACCAAAGAUAUUAAAGAAAAGCUCUACAAAUCAAUAAUGAUUACCCAUGGAUCUGAUCAUAGUCUAUACAAGAAUGAAUAUUUUGAUUUGAUGAAAGAUUUAGACUGAACGUGAUACUUUCUGCAUUAAGUAGCCUCUGUUUGACUACAUAUAUUGAAACGCAGACAGCAAUAAUACUCAUUAAAAUCCAUAACCGAAUAUUAGAUGAAAAACUGGAAAUGAUAUUUAAUAACAUCUUUAUUGGUUUGAUUUCAAGAAAGAAGUAAUUCUGGACAUCGCUUGAUUCAUUAUGGAUUUACAAACAUUUCGACAUAAUAGUUUAGACAACUGAAAUAUGGUGGAAAUUAAACGUUACCUGUAUUGAUGGAUUCUCAUCACGAAAUCACAACCCUCAUGUCACAAAUUCAAUACUUUCAUUGUAAAAUGACCAUUAUCUUCUUAAUUGUCUUUAUAAACGCAAUUUGUUCGAUUUCUUCCGAAUUGACCUCAAUAUAAUGGUUUUUGUGGUUUUAAUUAAGCUGAUCAGAACUAAUUUAAAACUAGUCUUGAAAAACUCUCACUUUCAGCUCUUAUUGAAAUACAAUUACAAGAAAAAUGGAUUAUUAUUAAGCGUUUAUUUCAACAUGUAAUAAUUGCAACUAAAAAUAUAUUAAAUGUGUGAUUUUUAUAAAAA
Molecule: messenger RNA, 2216 nt
Organism: Tetranychus urticae (two-spotted spider mite)
Lineage: Eukaryota; Metazoa; Arthropoda; Arachnida; Trombidiformes; Tetranychidae
Product: N-lysine methyltransferase SMYD2
Cellular component (GO): nucleus
Molecular function (GO): protein binding
Source: RefSeq, a predicted model, not a curated record